AUGGACACUGGCGACAAAAACUGGGCUACGAAAUACCUCCUUGACCCAUUGAACGCACCAGAUCCUUCCCAAGAAGAUGGCCCAGGAAACACCUUCCGACCUGGUGCGACAGUUGCUCCGGUCAAGCCUUCCCCCCAGUCGAAGCAACUCGUAGGAAGGCGCCUCUCCAGGACGAAUCCAUAUCGCAAGAGCUCCCUUUCCAAUACCGGCACGACCGAGAUCAACCGGUCCGCUUCAUUGAACAGCAAUGGCUAUUCUCCUAUCUCAAGCAACAAAGGCCCAUACCCUCCCCAGUCGUAUCCUUCACCCCCACCCUCAGCAACCUCUCCGACCGCCGCCAACCACUGUUCACUGUCUCCUCAAUCCCUGCGGUCUCCCCAAACGCCCCGGUCCCCAAGCCACAGAGAAGAAGCCUUCGGCGGUGAAAAUCACUCGAGCCCCAAUGGCGGUCGCCGCCGACGAGGAAGUUCCCUCUCUGAGCGCUAUCCGGGGGAUAUGUCUCACCGACCUCUCGACACUCUGGCAAAAGAGAAAGCCGUGGCAGAUCGGUCACGUCACGCGACUAGAAAACACCACAUCCAACCAGAUAUCAUCGACAAGCUUGAUCUUACAGGCGGCGGAGCUUAUCACCACGGCGGUCCCUACGACGCUACUUUGUUCGCGCGGAACAAUUCACUAAACAGUCCGCUCGCGGCAGUAGCCAAUUCCAAUGCCGAAGCUCUUAAAGCAACUCCCAGGGAGAAAAUCAUCGACUCCGUGCAGGGCCACAGACCGCUCGACGGCGUUGCGGCGUACGCUCCAGGAAAUAUGGACCGUAACGGAAACGUUUACAGUUAUGAAGAAGGCGACAAUAUGAUGAUCGAAGGGAGCCCGGAAGGUGGCGCUUAUAAACGCUGGCCGGGCGUUCAAUAUCACCCAGGCGAUGUCAAAGGCAAGGGUGAGCCAAGCUAUACUUUGGAGAAGGUGCUUAAGGAUCACAAGAUCUCCGGUGAGGAGCAGAAAUCCAACGGUAAUGAUGGUAUUGAAAUGAAGGCUCGCAACCGCAGCUCGAGCGGUCCUGUGGCCCCCACGACAGCUCGAUCGGGGUGGGAGAAAGGCGAAGGGCUCGGAAGAAGUGGGAGCAUCAGCAAGAGGCUUAGUGGAGGAUUGAAGAAAAGAUUUGGGAGUAUUAAAAGAAGCCAUCGCCGAGAAGAGUAG
Cladophialophora psammophila CBS 110553 is the source of this 1197-nucleotide messenger RNA. RefSeq lists its product as uncharacterized. The record is from RefSeq and is a predicted model, not a curated record. Gene Ontology annotation, cellular component: cytoplasm. NCBI's taxonomy places the organism in Eukaryota, Fungi, Ascomycota, Eurotiomycetes, Chaetothyriales, Herpotrichiellaceae. The transcript has 2 exons. Bases 1 to 1197 code for a protein of 398 amino acids.